Nematocida parisii ERTm1 is the source of this 834-nucleotide messenger RNA. RefSeq lists its product as uncharacterized. The coding region runs from base 59 to 823 and encodes 254 amino acids. NCBI's taxonomy places the organism in Eukaryota, Fungi, Microsporidia. The record is from RefSeq and is a predicted model, not a curated record. The transcript has a single exon.
UGAUAAUAAUGUGUAUGGUCAUGGUCAUAGUAAUAAUGAUAAGGAUGAUGAUGAUUUUAUGAACUUAGAGCGUAAAGAAAUAGAAGAAACCAUCGCAGAGGGACUUAAGUACCUCUCACGAGACAUGAAUAUAGAAAUAGAGCCAUUAUCUCUUGAUUUAAUCAAUGAUGAAACGCAGUGUGACUUAGUCUUAAAUGAGCCUAUUACUAUACACCUUACUAAAAAUAACUGGAGUGGAAAUUUCCAACUAAAUGCAGAGAUUGUAACAGAGCUGGGCACAAAUGGUUUGGAGAAUAAUUGUGCUGAUACAUCCUGGAGUAUCUCAAAUGAUAAUGGUUUAAAUAAGUACAGUUCAAUUAAAAAGGCGUAUAGAGAACUAAAGAAUAAGUAUAUAAAUGGGAAUAAUUAUACUGACUGUAUUGUAUGCCAAUAUUUAAUUAUUGAGAGAAACCGGGUAUUGCAUGCAGUUAAACCAAGCUCAUCCUGUAGAAGGAAUAAAAAACUCAGAAAGAAUAAAAUAUGGGAUAACCCGAAUAAUUUAAUGCUCUGGGGGAAUCUAGACAAUAUAAAGCACAAGUCUGAAAUUAUUAAAGAGUUCUUAUACAAUAAUAGUACACGUUUAGACCUUAAUAAUCCCAUGGUAAGAUUUACAUCUAAUCUUAUAGGUAAUACUCCCUUGAACUUUAAGCAUAUAAGAAAUCGUAUUAUACAGAUAUUUAAGCCUAACAGUAAUAAGCCUAACAGUAAUAAGUCUAACAGUAAUAAGUCUAAGGAUAAUAAUAAUUAUAAAUAUUAUUAUCCUCAAUUUGAGUAUAAUAAUUAAUAGUACUAGAC